AUGUCGUUACUAAUCACUACCGGAACUGGUCCUGUCCUGGUGUCUGAGACAGAGACCGAGUAUCUCUGGACCCCACAGGAAUCCACAAACACCGCUCCACCGCCAAGCCAUCUUCUAAACACCCAGAUCGUCGUUCUGGACUCCGUCAAGUCUGGCACCCGUGUUCCGUCGAAAGACCUAUACAAACAGCUGCUCCAGCCCCUGUUUUCCUCCUGGGACCUGUCGCACCGGUACAUCGCCACCACUUCUGCUAAGUCUGUUGAACAGUACGGCCACUCGCUCGGAUCUGAGAAGACUCUGCUCAUUGUUCUGUCUGGAGACACCACCAUCUCGGAGCUCAUCAACUCCGUGGCUGAUUCGGUCGAUGUGACCAUUCUCAACGUCCCGCUCGGUACAGGCAACGCGUUUGCACACUCAAUUGGUCUGUCGAACGUCGUUUCUGCUGUUUCCGCGCUUACGUCGGGCAAAAUACAUCCUCUGCGCACGUACCAGGCGGUGUUUGAGCCCGGCUCGCAAGUUGUCCUGCCGGACGGGCCUUCCUUCGCAGCCACCACCCUUAACUUCUUUGUCGUGGGCUCCUGGGGACUCCACGCGUGUCUGGUUGCCGACUCCGACUCGCCGGAGCUGCGCAAACUGGGAAACGAGCGGUUCAAAAUAGCUGCGCAGCAGGUUUUGGAGAAAAAUCCCGUUUUCCACGGCACUUUCGUUGUCGACGGCAAGCAGAUCGAAGCACACGCAAGCCUCGGCUACUUUGUCGUGGCUGCCGUGCCCCUGUUCGAGAAAACGUUUGAAAUCUCGCCACAAUCGGACCCAGCAGAACACUCGCUACAUUUGGUCUACUUCCACCAUACAACACCAGAGUCUGUCGUGGAGAUUAUGACCAAGGCGUACCAGCAAGGAGAGCACGUGAAAGACCCGCGAGUCGGCUACUUGAAGGGCAGCGAGAUCGAGCUGGAAGUCCACGAGUCCGACCCGGCUCUGCGUCGCAUCUGCGUCGACGGUACCAUUGUCCAGAUCGCCGGCUCCAAAGUGGUGUUCCGGCCUCGAAUCUUUGACGGUCUACACUACCUGUCAGUUAAUUAG
Messenger RNA from Ogataea philodendri, 1083 nucleotides. RefSeq lists its product as uncharacterized. Gene Ontology annotation, cellular component: intracellular membrane-bounded organelle; cytoplasm; membrane. Lineage: Eukaryota; Fungi; Ascomycota; Pichiomycetes; Pichiales; Pichiaceae. The transcript has a single exon. Bases 1 to 1083 code for a protein of 360 amino acids. The record is from RefSeq and is a predicted model, not a curated record. Gene Ontology annotation, biological process: sphingosine biosynthetic process.